Trichogramma pretiosum is the source of this 682-nucleotide messenger RNA. It is a transcript of the gene PrBP, whose product is annotated as retinal rod rhodopsin-sensitive cGMP 3',5'-cyclic phosphodiesterase subunit delta. Gene Ontology annotation, cellular component: cytoplasm. The record is from RefSeq and is a predicted model, not a curated record. The coding region runs from base 142 to 582 and encodes 146 amino acids. NCBI's taxonomy places the organism in Eukaryota, Metazoa, Arthropoda, Insecta, Hymenoptera, Trichogrammatidae. The transcript has a single exon.
UAUCGAAGUGUAGCAGUCAGCACUAAGCAACGUGUUUGCGACAGUCGUAACUCGUGCCUUGUUGAUUUUGAACGUUCGCGUUGUCUGCGUAUUUGUGAAAAGCCUCAAAGUUACACCAAUUUCAGUUCUUGACCAUUAGAAAUGGCAACGCGACAAGAAAUCCUUUUACAAAAUUUUCAAGUCAAUUGGACAAAUCUAAGAGAUGACACAGGAAAACUUUUAUGGCAGGGCAAUGAAGACCUGUCCUGCCCGGAUACCGAACAACAAGUUCAUGUUCCAAAAGAAAUUUUAAAGUGUCAGACUGUUACCAGAGACAUGAGUUUUACUUCGGUAGAACAAAUGGAACAAUUUAGGAUCGAGCAGAGGGUUCUUUUUAAAGGACGUGUUUUUGAAGAAUGGUUCUUUGAAUUCGGCCCCGUGCAAGCUUGCAGUACUAAUGUUUGGCAAAGUUCGUUCAGAGCUGCACCUGAAAGUCAAAUCAUGCCGGCUAAAGUUCUGGAUGGGAACAUAAUUAUCGAGACAAACUAUUUUGAUGGGCUAGAAUGCUUUGCGUCAAGUCGCCUCCGUCUGUUUUACGUUUAAGAUCGCAUUUUAGGUUAAUUGUGUAAAUAUAGAAUUUAAUGUUCAGUUUUGUAUCAUUUAGCUGAUACUUUGGUUAAACAAUACCACAGUAUUAAACCAU